Molecule: messenger RNA, 2564 nt
Organism: Closterium sp. NIES-67
Lineage: Eukaryota; Viridiplantae; Streptophyta; Zygnematophyceae; Desmidiales; Closteriaceae
Source: the annotation of a GenBank genome assembly
GCCGGACAUAUUGCGGAAUUCCGACAGAUAACGGCCUGCAGUUUGUACAGACAGUUCAUUGUUGUUACGAUCAUAGUAGUAACAUCGUUUCGAUACGCGAAGGUCCGGUCUUGCGCUCUUACGUCUAAUAAUCGCCGUCUCGCGACACAUUCGCGGCGCCAUGGACAACCAAGGCCAGAAUCCCCCUCUCCCCCCAACGAACGGCGCACUACCCGACGGAUCCGCCGCAUCCGGCGCUGACGCUGCUACCGACGACGCGGGGAUUAAGAUGGUUCUUCCGAACAUUAAUUUCACCAUGGGUCAGCCCACCAUCGGCGCUGGUGGCGCACCACCCGGCGGACCUUCCCCCCAUGGCGGACCAUCUUCCGCGCAUCCGUCCGCCUAUCCGCCGCCAUCCAAUGAGGUUUAUCCAUCUGGCGGUGGCGGAGGCUACCCGCCGGACUCUGCGCCGCGCUCCACGGGGCUCGGCGCGCUUGGCAUCGGGGGAGACGGGGGAGACAUGCGGGGGGACAUGCGCGGGGAAGCGCGGGGAGCCUCCGCAGAUCAGGCAGAAGCGCUCCGCGGGGGAUAUGUACGGGGAGCCGGGGGACCUCGCGCGCGGGGAGCGCGGGGAGGGUCCAGGCGGGGAGAGGGGCGGGGGGGGCGGUGGGGGGGCGGGGAGCAGAAGCGGUGGCCGGGGUGGCCGGGGGACAAUGUGUUCCGCUUCGUGGUGCCGAUGGGGAAGGUGGGGAGCAUCAUCGGGCGGCGGGGGGAGUAUGUGAAGAAGAUCUGCGACGAGACCAAGGCGCGAGUUAAGAUUGUCGAGGGCGCUCCGGGGACAGACGACCGCGUGGUGCUCGUUUCAGGCCGGGAGGAUCCCGACACGGAAUUGCCCCCAGCCGUGGUGGCCAUGCUGCGCGUGCACCGUCGGAUCGUGGAGGGCGUAUCUGAGGACGAGAUCGAGGCGUCGCAGCCAGGGGAGGCGUUCCGGGGGCAGGUGGCCACGCGGCUGCUGGUGCCUGCCACACAGGCGGGGAGCCUGAUUGGCCGGCAGGGGCAGACGAUUAAGGCGUUGCAGGACAGCACUGGGGCGCACAUCAGGAUACUGUCCCUUGAGGAGAUUCCCCCGUGCGCGCUGGAGGACGACAGGGUGGUGGAGGUGACAGGGGAGUACGCCAGCGUGCACGAGGCCAUUCGGGGCGUCACUCUGCAUCUCAGGCGCUUCCUCUGCGACCACUCCGUGCUGCCGCUCUUUGAGCAGUCGCCAGUUCCCUCCCCCCAUGGACCCCAGGGCUGCGCCCUACAAUUCCCCCUCCGGGCGCGCUGCAGGGGGGUGGGGGAACCCUCCCCCUGGCGGAAUCCACUCCCCCCCCACCGCUCGCGCUUCGACCUCCCCCCGUCUGCUGCCCCUGACCCCUAUGGCGCCCCUCCUCUGGGGAGCAUGGGCAGUGCGGACAGAUACGGCUCAGCCAUGGGAGGCUUGGGAGCAGGUUCGGGAGGAGGCUUGAGCUACAGCCAGCAGAUAAGUCAGCAGCAGCAGUACCAGCAGCAGCCGCAGCAGCAGCCAUACCACCAGCAGCAGCAACAACAGGCGGCGCAGGGGGUGGGGGGGUAUGGGGGCAUAGGGGGGGUGGGGGGAGUGGCAGGGGGAUUGGGGGGGGGGGCAGCAGGGGGAAUGGAUGCGAGUGGGCAGUUGAGAGCGGCUGUGUCCAAGUAUGGGCGGGAGACGCCUGCUGGUGCUGCUGCUGCCGCUAUGGCCAACACUGUGUCCCCUGUCGUCACUCAGGUGAGCGCCACCAUGCAGAUCCCUCUCUCGUACGUGAGCGCCACCAUGCAGAUCCCUCUCUCCUACGUCGACGCCAUCAUCGGCCCCAAUGGUACCAACAUUGUCUUUCUCCGUCGCACCAGCGGAGCCGCCGUGACGAUUCAAGAGAGCAGAGGCACUGGCGGGCAGCCGGAGAUGACAGUGGAGGUGCGGGGGAGCGCCACGCAGGUGCAGACGGCACAGCAACUGAUCGAGGGUUUCAUGAAUUCACACACAGGUUAUGCCGAGCCUGCACCUGCUCCUGCAGCGCCAGCUUCGGCAUAUGGAUCUGCUGCCGCUCCAGCUUCGGCAUACGGCUCGGCUGCUGACUUGUCAGGCUAUGGCUCGUCCCUGUAUCCUUCUAGCAGUGCUGGUGGUGCGGGGGCAGGAGCAGGGGGGUAUGGAUCAACAGGAGGUUACGGGUACUGAUUGCGAAAGGAUGGCGGUUGUCUUUUUGGGGCCUAUGCAGUGCGAGUUGCUACCACCAGUACUGUACUAGAAGGAUUUUUGGAGUUUUGUUUUGGUUUAUGUGCUGCUGGGCCUCUGGCCUGCCUGCCCUAGCAUCUGAUCUGAUCUGGCGCUUGCUGCUGUUUUGAGUUUUCUCUCCAAUGAGCAAUAUAGUGGUUCAAGAUGAAUGUCACCAAGUGUUAUUUGACAGCAUAAGGCAGUUGUGGCUGCAUGCUCUUAUGCUGCUCUUUUUUUUGUGCUGUAUGGAUGGUUCGAGAUGGUUGCUGGAGGAACUUGAUGGGAAAAUACGGGUAAGAGGGACAUGGGAGUGAUG